AUGACCACAUACCAAGGAAAGUGCCACUGCGGCCAUCACGAGUGGGAGGUCAAGCUCGAGCAAGACCAACAGAAGCACAUCCUUUGCCAUUGUGACACCUGCAAGAUUCUCGGCGGUGGCGCCUCGACCAUGAACCAGAUCAUCCCUAAAUCCGCCCUGAAGAUCACCAGCGGUGGUGAGCCAAGCAAGUACGCCUACAAGGGCGACAGCGGCAAGUCUGUCAGCUGCUACUACUGCCCCAAGUGCACUUCGCACAUCUACCACCACCAGGAGGUUAUGGGUCCGGACACCAUCAUUGCCCGUACUGCCCUCCUCGCGGAGGCUCGCAAGAACUUCGACGUUGGCGCCGAGAUCUACGGCAAGGCGAAGAUGAAGUGGGAGAAGGAGAUUGCCCAGACCUUCGAGACUCUGCCCCCAUCAUAG
Molecule: messenger RNA, 423 nt
Organism: Recurvomyces mirabilis
Lineage: Eukaryota; Fungi; Ascomycota; Dothideomycetes; Mycosphaerellales; Teratosphaeriaceae
Exons: 3
Coding region: 1-423 (140 amino acids)
Molecular function (GO): carbon-sulfur lyase activity
Source: RefSeq, a predicted model, not a curated record